Molecule: messenger RNA, 366 nt
Organism: Caenorhabditis briggsae
Lineage: Eukaryota; Metazoa; Nematoda; Chromadorea; Rhabditida; Rhabditidae
Exons: 2
Coding region: 1-366 (121 amino acids)
Source: RefSeq, a predicted model, not a curated record
AUGGUUUUUCUCCUAUUGCUCAUCUUUAUUUCUACCGUACUGUCUUCUCAAGAACUGUAUGCACCACCAAUUCUUGUUGGUGGAUCCUAUGUGCUUUCUACAAAUUACGAAGGAGCCAAAAAUUCUUCGACUGGAAUUAAAAGAUUAUUGAAUUCUGAAACUGAGGACACAUGGCAAAACGGCAAAAAAAUCGCGGGAGCCAACAACAAUGUGAAAGAAGUGGAGGACGGUACGGAAAUUUCAAAAAUGCAAUUGUCGGAUUCUGGAAGAUAUUCACGUCAUCCAUCUGAUCCAGUGAAGGAAGCUCUGGAAUGGGUUGUAGUCUCUGUGCAGGAAGGACCAAAACCACCACCACAUACUUAUUGA